Salarias fasciatus (jewelled blenny) is the source of this 1005-nucleotide messenger RNA. Its product is annotated as trace amine-associated receptor 8a-like. NCBI's taxonomy places the organism in Eukaryota, Metazoa, Chordata, Actinopteri, Blenniiformes, Blenniidae. The coding region runs from base 7 to 1005 and encodes 332 amino acids. Gene Ontology annotation, biological process: G protein-coupled receptor signaling pathway. Gene Ontology annotation, cellular component: membrane. Gene Ontology annotation, molecular function: trace-amine receptor activity. The transcript has 2 exons. The record is from RefSeq and is a predicted model, not a curated record.
CUGACGAUGGAGAGCUUCCAGGAAACUGAGCUCUGCUUCCCUCAGCUGCUCAACUCGUCCUGCAGGAGGACCGUGCGUCCUCGCUCGCUGUCCUUGCUCAUCUACGUCGCGCUGUCCUUCAUCUCGCUGCUCACCGUGGUUCUGAACCUGCUGGUCAUCAUCUCCAUCUACCACUUCAAGAAGCUCCACACUCCCACCAACGUCCUCCUGCUGUCUCUGGCCGUCUCCGACUUCUUGGUGGGCUUCAUCAUGUUCUUCCAGGUCCUCCUCAUCGACGGCUGCUGGUAUCUGGGCGACCUGGCCUGCAGCCUGUACUUCCUCCUGGACUACGUCAUCACCUCCUCCUCCGUCGGGACAGUGGUGCUCAUAUCCAUCGAUCGCUACGUGGCGAUCUGCGACCCGCUCCGCUAUCCCGCCAAAGUGACGAGAGGCAGAGCGAAGCUGCUCGGCUCGCUGUGCUGGGUCGGCUCUGCUCUCUGUCACGGCCUGAUGCUGAGAGGCAACGUCCAGAACCCGGGCCGGGUCAGCUCCUGCGCCGGGGAGUGCGCGGUCGUCAUCGAUCACGCCGCUGGAAUCGCCAAUUUCUUCCUGACCUUCGUGGGUCCCGUGGCGGUCAUCGUGGUUCUGUACGUCAGAGUGUUUGCGGUGGCGGCGUCUCAGGCCCGUGCCGUGCGGUCUCGUGUCGCAGCGGCGGCGGCGGCGGCGGCUCGGGGGUCAGUGAAAGUCACGGUGAAUAAGUCUGAGAUGAAGGCGGCUCGGACCCUGGGCGUGGUGGUGGUGGUGUUCCUCCUCUGCCUCUGUCCGUACUACUGCGUCACGCUGUCGGCCGACGACGCCGUCGUCAGCGCCUCGUCGGCGGCGUUCGUCAUCUGCCUCUACUACCUGAACUCCUGCAUCAACCCUCUCAUCUACGCUUUUUUCUACCCCUGGUUCAGGAAGUGCACCAAAAUGAUCGUGACUCUUCAGAUCCUGAGUCCGGGAUCCAGUGAGGCCAACGUGCUGUGA